Molecule: messenger RNA, 3482 nt
Organism: Neltuma alba
Lineage: Eukaryota; Viridiplantae; Streptophyta; Magnoliopsida; Fabales; Fabaceae
Product: receptor-like protein kinase HSL1
Exons: 2
Coding region: 188-3178 (996 amino acids)
Biological process (GO): protein phosphorylation
Molecular function (GO): protein kinase activity; receptor serine/threonine kinase binding; ATP binding
Source: RefSeq, a predicted model, not a curated record
CUCUCUCUCACUCUCUCUGUCUUCCCCUCCCUUUGGGUGCGUGCAGUGAAGUACUCAUACCCCUUCUCUCUCUCUCCCUCCCCCUCCCUUCUCUCUCUGUUUCUGUCUUCGGAUAAAUUCUCCACCCAAACCCCACACUCUCUUCACUCUUCUUCCCCUACUCUGUUCUCCAGAAGCAGAGCCGGCCAUGUCCACCGUUCUUCUUCUUCCUCUGUUACUCCUGCUUCUUCCCUCCAUUCUCUCUCUCAACCAGGAGGGUCUCUAUCUCUACCAGUUCAAGCUCUCUCUCGACGACCCGGAUGCCUCUCUCUCCUCCUGGAACCCCCGUGAUGUCACCCCAUGUGCCUGGUCCGGUGUCACCUGCGGUGCUGCCUCCAAUUCCUCCGUCACUCGCCUUGACCUCUCCAACACUAAUAUCGCCGGCCCAUUCUCUGCCUCCAUCCUCUGCCGCCUCCCCAACCUCUCCUUCGUCUCUUUCUUCAACAACUCUGUUAAUCAAACCCUUCCUGCAGAUAUCUCCUCUUGUCGCUCCCUCGUUCAUCUGGACCUUUCCCAGAAUCUCCUCACCGGUGAACUUCCGCAUACUCUGUCUCUACUGCCCAAUCUCAGAUACCUGGACUUGACCGGAAACAAUUUCUCGGGUCCUAUUCCUGACUCAUUUGGGAGCUUUCGGAAGCUCGAGGUUAUUUCUCUUGUGUCUAAUCUUCUAGAAGGUACCAUUCCCGCUUCUCUGGGUAAUAUUACGACAUUGAAGAUGCUCAACCUUUCGUAUAACCCGUUUUAUCCGGGUCGGAUCCCGCCGGAGAUCGGGAACCUGACUAAUCUCGAGGUGCUUUGGUUAACGCAAUGUAACCUGGUUGGCACGAUUCCCGACUCGCUAGGGAAGUUGAAGAAGCUCAGGGAUUUGGACCUGGCAUUCAAUAAUCUGUACGGGUCGAUCCCGAGUUCGCUUAUGGAGAUGACGAGUUUGAACCAGAUUGAACUGUACAAUAACUCAUUGUCCGGUGAGUUGCCUCGGGGAUGGUCCAACCUCACUUCAUUGAGGCUCCUCGACGCGUCGAUGAACCACCUCACGGGGACCAUUCCGGAUGAUUUGUGUCGUUUGCCACUGGAAAGCCUCAAUCUCUACGAAAAUCGUUUCGAGGGCGAGUUGCCGGAGAGCAUAGCUGACUCUCCGAAUCUCUAUGAGCUUAGAUUGUUUGGGAACAGGCUCACCGGGAAGCUGCCGGCGAAUCUUGGCAAAAUUUCGCCAUUACGGUGGAUCGACCUGUCAACCAACCAGUUCUGGGGAGGAAUUCCGGCUAGUUUGUGUGACCAGGGGCAGUUGGAGGAGCUUCUGCUGAUAUACAAUUUGUUUUCUGGUGAGAUCCCGGCGAGUUUGGGGAUGUGUCAGAGCUUGACAAGAGUUAGGCUCGGUUACAACCGGUUGUCCGGCGAAGUUCCGGCCGGUAUAUGGGGGCUUCCGCAUGUAUACCUUCUGGAGCUUGUUGAUAACUCUUUUUCGGGUCCAAUUUCUUCAACUAUUGCUGGAGCUGGGAAUCUGUCGUUAUUGAUUCUAUCGAAGAACAAUUUCAGUGGAGCGAUCCCUGAUGAGAUUGGAUGGUUGGAAAAUAUUGAGGAAUUUUCUGGGAGUGAUAACAACUUUACUGGGUCGCUGCCUGAUAGUAUUGUGAAUCUUGGGCAACUUGGAACUCUUGAUCUUCACAACAAUAAACUCUCUGGCCAGCUCCCCAAGGGAGUUCGAUCCUUGAAGAAACUUAAUGAGUUGAAUUUGGCCAACAAUGACAUUAGUGGCAAAAUUCCUGAUGAAAUUGGGAGUUUGUCCGUGCUCAAUUUUCUUGACCUUUCCCACAAUCAACUUUCCGGGAAAGUUCCUCGUGGGUUACAGAAUUUGAAGCUUAACCAGCUGAAUUUGUCUUAUAAUCGACUUUCUGGAGAACUUCCCCCUCAGUUGGCUAAGGAUAUGUACAGGACUAGCUUUUUGGGUAAUCCUGGUUUAUGUGGGGAUCUGAAAGGUCUAUGUGAUGGCAGAAGUGAUGCUAAAAAUGAAGGUUACAUUUGGUUACUUCGAGCUAUGUUCAUCAUUGCCACUUUGGUGCUUCUCAUUGGUGUGGUCUGGUUCUAUUUCAAGUAUAGGAACUUCAAGAACGCAAGAAGAGCCAUUGAUAAAUCGAAAUGGACAUUGAUGUCCUUCCAUAAACUGGGUUUUGGUGAAGAUGAGAUGAACUGCCUUGAUGAUGACAAUGUGAUAGGAAGUGGGUCAUCAGGGAAAGUUUACAAGGUAGUGCUUAGCAAUGGGGAGGCAGUUGCUGUGAAGAAACUAUGGGGAGGUGCUGUGAAGGACAUAGAGAGUGGUGAUUUUGAGAAAGGCCAGGUUCAAGACAAUGCUUUUGAUGCAGAGGUUGAGACUCUUGGCAAAAUUAGGCAUAAGAACAUUGUAAAGUUGUGGUGUUGCUGUACUACUAGGGACUGCAAGCUCUUGGUGUAUGAGUACAUGCCUAAUGGUAGUCUUGGAGAUUUGCUACAUAGUAGUAAAGGUGGAUUGUUGGAUUGGCCAACAAGGUAUAAGAUAGCAGUUGAUGCUGCUGAAGGCCUCUCUUAUUUGCAUCAUGACUGUGUUCCACCAAUUGUUCAUAGAGAUGUAAAAUCCAACAAUAUCUUGCUGGAUGGUGACUUUGGCGCAAGGGUGGCUGAUUUUGGAGUUGCUAAGGUUGUUGAAACCACUGCUAAGGGAGCUAAAUCCAUGUCUGCCAUAGCUGGGUCAUGCGGAUACAUUGCACCAGAAUAUGCAUACACGCUCAGAGUGAAUGAGAAGAGCGACAUCUAUAGUUUUGGUGUCGUCAUACUCGAGUUAGUAACUAGAAGACGCCCGGUAGACCCAGAAUUUGGGGAAAAGGACUUGGUUAAGUGGGUCUGCACCACUAUAGAUCAGAAAGGCGUGGAUCAUGUACUUGACUCCAGUCUUGAUUCUUGUUUCAAAGAAGAGAUCUGCAAGGUCCUCAACAUUGGCCUCAUGUGCACUAGUCCUCUUCCAAUUAACCGCCCGGCCAUGAGAAGAGUGGUGAAGAUGUUGCAAGAAGUAGGCACAGACAGUAACCAAACGAAGGCAUCGAAGAAAGAUGGGAAGUUGUCACCAUAUUACUAUGACGAUGGCUCUGAUCAUGGGAGUGUACCUUAGCUCAACUUCUUGCUAGGGUUAUUUUGGUCCUGAAGGGAGAAACAGAAGCUGCAAGCCUGUUCUUUUACUUGUAGAGCCUACAACCCUCCAGGUUUACGGAAUUUGAGGGGGGAAAAAAGAAGAAAGAUCUGAAGCUUUUUUUUGGGGGUUUUAAUUAUUUUGCUUUCUCGGAUUUCUUGUUCUCACACUGUAAAAUAGGUCCAUAUCAAGGAGGUUCCUCUCCAAAUUCAGAUGGAUGUUUGCAUUAGUACUACUACUAGGAAUGAUAUAUUAAUAUCUAUAUUUUACUGUUGGGGAGAUUCAA